UGCAAUAAAAGGAGGUUUUAAGCCAGAAAGUGCCAGUUGAGCGGAGAUCGUUAUUGCAGCUAGUUGUAGCAAACACAACUGGGAAUUUAUUCAAUAACUAAAAUAUAAACUAAAGUGAAAUGUCGACCACCUUCACCAUCAAUGGGCAGCCGUACACGGUUAACCUCACCGACCUCCCACCGGACAUAACUCUGAACACCUUCAUCCGGGAGCACGCCCAGCUGACGGCCACGAAGUUCAUGUGCCUGGAGGGAGGAUGUGGAGCUUGUGUUUGCGCAGUGAGCGAUGGGAAGAGCACCUGGACAGUGAACUCGUGCCUCAAGCUGCUGAAUACCUGUGCCCAGCUGGAGAUCAUUACCUGCGAGGGACUGGGCAACCAUCAAAGUGGCUACCAUCCGAUUCAGAAGCGGCUGGCCAAGAUGAACGGCACCCAGUGCGGCUUCUGCUCGCCGGGAUUCGUGAUGAACAUGUACGGGCUGAUGGAGCAGCAUGGCGGCAGAGUGACCAUGGAGGAGGUGGAGAACUCCUUUGGUGGAAACAUUUGUCGCUGCACUGGAUAUCGGCCCAUUCUGGAUGCCAUGAAGUCCUUUGCGGUGGACAGCACUAUUGAUGCUACCCAAGUGAUCCUUGAUAUUGAGGAUGUUAACAUGAAGGCCCGAAACUGUCCAAAGACGGGAAAAGCGUGUAGGCGUACAUGUCGGCAAUCCAAACUAAUCUUCGAGGAUGGAUCCCAGUGGUACUGGCCAAGCAGCCUGGCGGAAGUAUUUGAGGCCCUGGAAAAUGUGGGAAACUCGGAUGAGUUCAUGCUGGUUGGAGGAAACACGGCUCAUGGUGUUUAUAGGAGAUCCCCCGACAUAAAGCACUUCAUUGAUGUGAAUGGAGUGGAGGAUUUGCAUCAUUACAGCUCAGACAAAGAUAAACUAACAUUGGGGGCUAACCUUAGCCUCACUGAAACCAUGGAAAUAAUACGAAGUACUUCCAAGCAAUCAGGAUUUGAGUACCUCGAUGUCCUGUGGCACCACAUCGACCUAGUUGCCAAUGUUCCGGUUCGAAAUUCGGGCACUUUGGCAGGCAAUAUCUGUACCAAAAAGGAGCAUCCCGAGUUUCCAUCAGAUAUAUUCAUAUCCUUCGAGGCUCUGGAUGUCAAGGUGAUAGCCAUGAAAGGCAUCGAUGACGAACAAGAAAUGACUUUGGAGGAGUUUUUGGGUGAUCAGGACAGAAAAAUGUUGCUCAAGGCAUUCAUUCUGCCCAGCUAUCCCAAGGACAAGUAUAUUUACGACUCCUUCAAGAUCAUGCCACGUGCUCAAAAUGCCCAUGCAUAUGUGAAUGCAGGAUUUCUUCUGGAAUUGGAUGGCAACUCCAAGGUGAAAUCUGCCAGAAUCUGCUUUGGUGGAAUUCGACCGGACUUCAUUCAUGCCACAGACAUCGAGCAGUUGAUGGUGGGUCACAGUCCCUACGAAUCCAAUUUGGUGGAACAAACAUUCAGCAAGCUGGAGGAUAUGUUCAAGCCGGAUGAAGUUCUUCCCGAUGCCAGUCCCGCCUACCGUUCCAAGUUGGCCUGCGGACUGCUCUACAAGUUCCUCCUGAAACACGCCCCCGAUGCGGAGGUCAGUGGAAAGUUCAAGAGUGGCGGUCAGCUGCUCCAGCGGCCACUCUCCUCCGGCUUGCAGCUCUUCACGACCCAGAAACAGACCUACCCCGUGACACAGGCCGUGCAGAAGCUGGAGGGCAUGAUCCAGUGCUCCGGAGAGGCCACCUACAUGAACGAUGUGCUGACCACUUCCAACUCCGUCUACUGCGCCUUUGUGGGCGCCACAAAGGUGGGAGCCACCAUCGACCAAAUCGAUGCCUCGGAAGCUCUACAACAUCCAGGCGUGGUGGCCUUUUACACUGCGAAGGACAUUCCCGGAACGAAUACUUUCUGUGAGCCCAGCUUUGGCUACGAAGCCGAGGAGAUCUUCUGCUCGGGAUUGGUGCGCCACUCGGAGCAGCCAGUGGGUGUAAUCGUGGCUCUUACUGCUGACCAAGCCCAAAGGGCCACUAAGUUGGUCAAGAUUAGCUACAGCAAUCCCAGUUCUGGCUUCAAGUUGAUGCCGAGUCUGAAGGAUGUGUUCUCCUCCGAAACUCCAGAUGCAUCUCGCAUUAUACCCUUGGUCAUAUCGAAGUUAAAGGAAGUAAAGUUUUCUGACAAACCGGAGUUGGAAGUGAGGGGCAUCUUCGAGAUGGGCCUGCAGUAUCACUUCACCAUGGAGCCGCAGACCACGAUUAUUGUUCCCUUUGAAGAUGGCCUCAAGGUCUUCUCGGCUACCCAGUGGAUUGACCAGACUCAAUCAGUGAUUGCUCAUACCCUGCAGAUGAAGGCCAAGGAUGUGCAACUAGAGGUUCGCAGAUUGGGGGGUGGCUAUGGCUGCAAAAUAUCCCGAGGAAACCAGGUAGCCUGUGCAGCCGCCUUGGCUGCUCAUAAGCUGAAUCGUCCCGUUCGCUUUGUCCAAUCCCUGGAGUCCAUGAUGGACUGCAAUGGCAAGCGGUGGGCCUGUCGCUCCGAGUAUCAGUGUCACGUGAAGACCAGUGGCAGGAUUGUCGGGCUGUCCAACGAAUUCUACGAGGACGCUGGCUGGAACACGAACGAGAGUCCUGUGCAAGGACACUCCACGUUCACAGCAGCCAACUGCUACGAAUUCACCGAUAGUAACUUCAAGCUGAGUGGCCAUGCAGUUCUUACGGAUGCCCCCAGUUCCACUUGGUGUCGUGCUCCAGGAUCGGUGGAGGGCAUAGCUAUGAUGGAGAACAUCAUCGAGCACGUGGCUUUUGAGAUCCAGAAGGACCCAGCAGAAGUGCGACUAGCAAACAUUAGCAAGAAAAGCAAGAUGGCCACCCUCCUUCCGGAGUUCCUCAAGACUAGGGAGUACUACUCCCGGCGGAAGGAGAUCGAGGUAUUCAACGCCAACAACCGAUGGAAAAAAAGGGGCUUGGGUCUCUCCUUGAUGAACUUUCCCGUCAUCUACAUAGGGCAGUUUCCGGCAACGGUGACUAUCUACCACGUGGAUGGCACUGUUGUGGUUACCCAUGGGGGCAUAGAAAUGGGUCAGGGUAUGAAUACGAAGAUAGCUCAAGUGGCGGCGUAUACUCUGGGAAUUGAUUUGAGCUACGUGAAAGUGGAGUCCUCAACCACCAUCAAUGGAGCGAACUCCAUGGUCACCGGCUACGCCAUCGGAAGUGAGAGUGUCUGCUACGCAGUCCGUAAGAUCUGCGAGACGCUCAAUGCCCGGCUGAAGCCAGUGAGGAAGGCCAAGGCCACCUGGGUGGAGACCGUGGAGGCGGCCAAUGCCCAGCUGAUCAAUCUCAUAGCCUCGGAUCACUACAAGACCGGCGACAUGCAGAACUACCAGGUGCUGGGACUGGCCCUUUCCGAGGUGGAGAUGGAUGUUCUGACCGGCAACAUUCUGAUCAGGCGGGUGGACAUCCUAGAGGAUGCCGGCGAGAGCCUGAGUCCCUGGAUAGAUGUCGGCCAGGUGGAGGGUGCCUUCGUCAUGGGCCUGGGCUACUGGCUCAGCGAACUGCUCAUCUACGAGGGCGACAAUGGUCGCCUUUUGACCAACCGCACGUGGAACUACAAGCCGCUGGGUGCCAAGGACAUUCCCAUCGACUUCCGCGUGGAACUGGUCCACAAUCCGCGACCAAGCAGUGCGGGUUUCAUGGGCUCCAAGGCCACCGGAGAGCCACCUUGCUGCUUGGCUGUCAGCGUUAUAUUUGCACUGCAACAGGCUCUGCAAUCUGCGCGCCAGGAUGCAGGACUUCCUCGGGAGUGGCUUCGCUUGGGGGCACCUACGACUCCGGAGACUCUGCUGCUUAAUGCCGGACACCAGGUUUCGGAAUUCAAGUUGAAAUAAUGGCAAUUAUUUCAUGUUUUCAUGCGAGUAUUAUAUAUGCACAUAUUUUAAUCAAAAAAUUAACAUUUUACGACAUAUACAUAUGUAUUUAUACCCAAUUGAAAAUCUAUUACAUACUUUUAUACCAUUUUGCUUUGCUCUUAAUUAACAUAAUUAAAUUUUAUUCAAGAAAACUUUUUUCUCACUGCAUUAUAUCAUUCAAAGCUCGAUAUUCUAGUUUUUGCUUCAAGUUUUUUAACAUGCAAAGCUUUCGAAAUGAUUUAUUUAUUUUGAAAGCUCUAUAUUCCGAAUGCGAGAGAAAAAAUAAAUAUUUUUUGCCGGCCGGCUAACUCAUUCUCUUCAUGUUUAUCGCGGCACUCUCUUUUAUUUUUAGUGUACACGUGAUUCGCUUUUCUCCUUUAUUACAGUUUUUAUGGCGCUCGUCGCGUAAUGAAAGCAAAUUUGAGAGUCUAUUUGGAAUAUUCAUUAUAACACAAUAGCGUGCAAAAUAUUUAAUACGUACCUAGUCCAAUUAUCCGCAUAUGAUAUUAAAAUGCAAUUACAGUUUAAACAAAGGCCUUUUUGUUGAUAGAGUAGUUUUGUGACUCAGCGUUAUUUGCAUUUUUUCAUUCGCAAUCUUUUGAUACCCUCGGAGUUUUAUUUUAUGAGUGAGAACAAUAAAUAAAUCGGUCUUCUGUACAAAAAUCUUCUCUUGUUCGAAAUGUAUAGCAUGUUUUUAAGCAAUAUUGUAAACAGAAAUACAGGGUAUCUAAUGCGUGGUGCUUGUGCCAAACCUAUGUUUUUCUCUAUUUAUACAAACAUCGAAAAUUUGCCGACGAAUUGAGGGCGCAGCAACAAGCAAAUUCGGCGGCACCAGUUUUUAGAUUUUUGCAGUCGAGUCGAGGAGCCAAAGCAACCAGUCCACAAUCUGCAAUUAACGUCGAUCGCCGAGCUCGAAAAGCCACUCAAAACGUUGUUGCCUCUCACGGAGUGUGUCGAAACUAACUUUUGUUUGUUUAUUAUUUGAGGCAGUCGAGAAAAUCGCAAUCUAAAAACGGAGGAGCCUACGCGAGCCCCAAUGUUUUGAUCAGUCGAACAGCGACACUCGCAGCAAGCGGACUAAAAA
Messenger RNA from Drosophila yakuba, 4995 nucleotides. RefSeq names its product xanthine dehydrogenase (gene AOX4). The record is from RefSeq and is a predicted model, not a curated record. The coding region runs from base 120 to 3890 and encodes 1256 amino acids. The transcript is spliced from 7 exons. NCBI's taxonomy places the organism in Eukaryota, Metazoa, Arthropoda, Insecta, Diptera, Drosophilidae. Gene Ontology annotation, molecular function: 2 iron, 2 sulfur cluster binding; FAD binding; iron ion binding.